CGUGACAACUGCGGGUGGGCCGAGGCAGCAAAGAAAUCGGCUUAGAGUACUUGCCCCCAAGCAGAUUACACCGGGCCCAGAACCAAACAGACCAAAAAACCAUCAGCCACCAGUCGGCAGACACCUUAGAGACCGCUCUGGCUCUGGGCUCUAGCAGGCACCGUAGACCCCUCUCUGGGCUGCGGCAGACACUGUAGACACUGUAGACACUGCAGACACCGCGCUCUGGUGCUCUGUCAGACACGAUCCACGAAUCGACUCGCUGCCGAAUCGCAGUGCUGGGCUGGAAACGAGCUCCGACCGAAUACCCAACCGUUUCUCGAUUUGAAUUUGAAGUUUUUAAACCGUCAACUAAGCACGCUGCGAAUUUAGUGGCAAUCGAGCCAGAGAGCUGUACAGACGGACACCACGGAGGCGACGCGAAGCGAAGCUUGAACCACCGCAAAACUAACGAAACCGAAUCUGAAGAUUGCAUCUCGCGUGGGUCGUCGGCAAUCGGAAGUGCAAUUCUCUUCAAAACACUCAUCUCUGCUGGAGCAGCAGGCCCCAUCAGCAGCGCUCACUCCCUCUCCCUCUGGAGCGGCGGAACUAAUUGAGCGGCGGAACACACUUGGAGAUCUCAUCUCUCCCUGGGAUAAUUAUUAUUACAGUCGAAUGUUUUGGCGAUGAGGGUUGCCGAAAUUGGCAAAAGAUACGAGUAAAAUUCGGAGCAAAAUUGUGCGUGUGAAGGCAAGCGUGAAAAACAGAAGAAAAUUGCAAAUUACUUACUAAUUCAACGUUGUGCCUGAAAGAAGGGACCGAAGACCAAAAAAAAAGAAAAAAAAACCAUCAUGAAGAUCUGUCUGCUGCUGGCAUUCGUUGCCCUGGCAGCGUUUACUUCGGGGAUUGGAGCCAGCCAAAGUCCCAGCUCCAGUCAGUACCACAUCCAGACGGACGAGGGGCCCGAGCGGUAUUUCCGCUUCCAGACGGACAACGGACAGUUCCGGAAGGAGAAGCGUCUCCAGGAUGGCACUGUCAUAGGCACUGAGGCAUGGAUCGAUGCGGCAGGGUAUCUGCGGCAGAAGGACUACAUAGCCGACAAACAGGGCUAUAGGAUCCUCAAGUCCAAGACCAUCUAUGUGGGCCAGGGACGUCCCAUUGAGGAUGCCAUCAAAUCCACCAAGUCAGCGCCUGCGCAAUCGGGCAUUCUGGUCGAUGGUGGUUCUUCUGGUUCUGGUUCUGGUUCGAGAAACACAUUUGGCGGCUACCAAAGGCCCGCCUAUGGCUACGUUAGUUCCACCACUUCGACUACCACUCAAUCACCUCCUCGGGAUUUGCAGCUUGACUUGGAUCCGCUGGUGGAUUCAGGAGUGGGAAAGCUGAACUAUUUGCCGCCAGAAGAGGCGGCCAAGAUCCAGCCGCAGUCCCAGCUGGGAUUCGAUCACUAUCCAGACGAGCUGCCUCGGGCAAGGGGCCAGCUAUUGUCCGGUCAGCACUCGCCCCUGGUGCACAUUCAGCCAAAUUCAGAGCCCGUGGACAAUGGCCUCAAUGCCAUAAACGUGUAUGAUGCAGAGGCGGAUCGGGACUUUGGCCACGGACGAUUCGGAUCGGUGAUCAGCUCCACGACUCCCCAGCCGCCUCUACUCUCAAUGCUGCCACCCUUGGGAUCACCGCAUAGACGCCGCCUGCGUCCGCGUCCCACUGCCAUUGGGAUUGUGGCGAGCACUCCAUCGCCCAUUGCUGCAGGGGACUCCUAUGGAUUUUCCGCUCCAGCGCCUUUUGCUGCACCGCCUUCUGUUGCCCCACCUUCUGUUGCCUCUGGGUAUAAUUAUGCGCCCUCACCCACGCUAUCCACGAGUGGGUAUGCACCCUCAUCCUCCAACAGUGGGUAUGGAUACUACUCGCCCAAUUCUCCGCUGGAGGUUAAUUCCCUGGAGGCUGCACUACUGCCACCGCUCCCAUCCCGAGCCUACCGCCGCCGCCUGCGUCCGGUGCAGAGCAAUCACUUGGACGAGCUCAGUGCCGCGGGAUACGAUGGUGUGGGCGUCACCAGGAACGGAUUCCGCUAUGUCCUCCCGAAGCAGUACCACGAGGAGGAGACGAGCGCGGCGGAUGGGAAGCGAGCCGGCAGCUUCGGCUACGUUGAUCCCUUCGGCAUCCGUCGCGUGGUCUACUACAAUGCCUCGCCGGGACGAGGCUUCGUCCACAGGAACAACAAUCAGUACGUGGGUGCGAAUGGAGCGCCCUACGAUGAGCCGGGACCCGCGCAGCUGGUGAACGAGUAGUGUCCGCCCAGUAGUGUCCUUACAGAUGGGGGUGCACCUCCAGCUAAUCCAUUCACCUACUCACCGAAGCACUGCCUCCAAGGUCGAGUCUCUUCCCGAAGCACUGCCUCCCAGUGGACCCAUUCGCCGAAGCUAUGCCUCCUGGUGGAGCCUCUCUCAUAUGAAGCACCAAAACUAACCGUAGAACCUCAGAAUAACACUUAAGAUUAACCAUGUACAUAAUCCCCGCUUUUAGCAUCACAUUCUCUCUCUCUAUCGAUUCCUCACCCUAUGGCUCUAUAUCUCUUACACACACACACACACACACACACA
This is a messenger RNA of Drosophila pseudoobscura, 2576 nucleotides long. RefSeq lists its product as uncharacterized. NCBI's taxonomy places the organism in Eukaryota, Metazoa, Arthropoda, Insecta, Diptera, Drosophilidae. The transcript is spliced from 4 exons. The record is from RefSeq and is a predicted model, not a curated record. Gene Ontology annotation, cellular component: chitin-based extracellular matrix. Bases 831 to 2264 code for a protein of 477 amino acids. Gene Ontology annotation, molecular function: structural constituent of chitin-based larval cuticle.